This is a messenger RNA of Echinococcus granulosus, 294 nucleotides long. RefSeq lists its product as hypothetical. Lineage: Eukaryota; Metazoa; Platyhelminthes; Cestoda; Cyclophyllidea; Taeniidae. The transcript has 3 exons. The record is from RefSeq and is a predicted model, not a curated record. The coding region runs from base 1 to 294 and encodes 97 amino acids.
AUGUUAAUCUAUGGCAAACUCACUCCAGCUGAGUACGAACACGAAGAGUCGUGGUUUCCGUCUACCACAGAGAUGACCAUCCACACGGCUGACCACAUUGCGGCACCGCUACGCACAGUCAAGCACAGGGCUUCUCCCAUUGCAGUACCAGCUCAGAUGGCCACGAACACAUCUUUCCACACCGGGGCACCACCACAGACGGCGCCAAAACUCAGCACACAAUUUGUGAAGAUGCCUUCAACACCCUUGGAAUUAGAGGAGCUAGCUGACAUUGUGCAAGCAUUCCUCUUGUAA